GUUGUUGCGCAGUCGCUUCCGGGGCAGGGUGAGGCGAAGGAAGAUUGCGAAUGGGUCGCAGUCGCAGCCGCUCCCCACGGAGGGAGCGCAGGCGGUCCCGGUCCACGUCCCGUGAGCGAGAACGCAGGCGCCGAGAAAGGUCCCGGUCCCGGGAGAGAGAUCGGCGAAGGAGCCGCUCUCGAUCCCCACACAGAAGACGCUCCAGGUCCCCAAGACGACAUAGAUCCACAUCUCCUUCCCCUUCUCGACUGAAAGAAAGAAGAGAUGAGGAGAAGAAAGAAACAAAAGAAACAAAGAGCAAAGAACGCCAGAUUACUGAGGAGGACUUAGAGGGCAAAACAGAGGAAGAAAUAGAAAUGAUGAAAUUAAUGGGAUUUGCCUCUUUUGACUCCACAAAAGGGAAAAAGGUGGAUGGUUCUGUAAAUGCCUAUGCCAUAAAUGUGUCUCAGAAGAGGAAGUACAGGCAGUACAUGAAUCGAAAAGGCGGAUUCAACAGACCUUUGGAUUUCAUUGCAUGAAAACUGAAAUGAUAAAGAAUGGUUUUUUUCCUUUACCUUGUUCAGAAGAGUGGAUUUUGUAUUUCAUAUGUAAUAUGCAUAAAAAACAGGAUCACAGUCCUUCCUCCUUGUAAAGUAAGAAAAUUUUUAUUUAUGAUGUAUGCAGUUCACAUACCCUGACUCACAAAAAAGAAAGUUAAAUACUACAUUUUUUUCUUUUAGGAAAUAUCAUUUGGGGCAAUCAGCCCCAUUUUUUUGUUCUUAUUAUUGUGGAAUCUGUAUAUGUUUUCUUCUUGGGUGCACGUUAGGACUUUUUUAAACACAUAAAAGUAAUUUGGAUGUAAGUUUGUCAAAUAAAGCAAUAUUUCUACCCUUU
Lontra canadensis (Northern American river otter) is the source of this 873-nucleotide messenger RNA. RefSeq names its product small nuclear ribonucleoprotein U4/U6.U5 subunit 27 (gene SNRNP27). Gene Ontology annotation, biological process: RNA splicing. The transcript has 6 exons. The record is from RefSeq and is a predicted model, not a curated record. NCBI's taxonomy places the organism in Eukaryota, Metazoa, Chordata, Mammalia, Carnivora, Mustelidae. The coding region runs from base 51 to 518 and encodes 155 amino acids. Gene Ontology annotation, cellular component: precatalytic spliceosome.